This is a messenger RNA of Tarenaya hassleriana, 1409 nucleotides long. RefSeq lists its product as uncharacterized. The record is from RefSeq and is a predicted model, not a curated record. The coding region runs from base 65 to 1351 and encodes 428 amino acids. Lineage: Eukaryota; Viridiplantae; Streptophyta; Magnoliopsida; Brassicales; Cleomaceae. The transcript has a single exon.
AUUUCCGUACACAAUCCAUUAAAUUACGAUUUUACCCUUCUGUCCGUAUCUCUGUCCCGUGGACAUGUCUUUCAACAUGCCCUCAAACCCAUUUGUCUUGAAUUCUCAUGCCGAUGAAGCUUUUGUUUUCGGCGCCAUUGGAAAUCAUUUGGUCCAAAGUAAUUCUAUGUUGGUUUCUUCUAACCAUAAGAACCAUGAUGUUUCUGGUCAUGGGAAAUACGGCAAUAUGUUGAAUAGCGUGAAACAAGAGCCCGGCAUGGUUCUUCCUUCACGCUAUUUCCCGUCAUCUUCUUCUUCUUCGUCGUCGUUCAUGUGUUCUCGAAACUCGAUACCGAUUCCUUCUUUCGGGCCGAGCAAUCAGUUUGAGCUCGGAAAAAGGAUGGUUCGAGAGAUGAGAAGAAACCUCAUCUCGACGUCGCCGCCAAGGACUCGGGUCUCAAGCUCUAUCGAUUACUUUCCUAUCGAAGAUAACCCUCAUAUGACCCGUGUAUCUAUCACCGAAACCGUCACAAAGCAAUUGUCCGCGGUCGUUCCGACCAACAACAUCGUCUCUGUCCAAAACGACAUGGAACGCGUGAAACGUGCCUUGGUCUGUGAAUCCAACGUUUGGAACUCCCCGGCUAGACACGCGAGUUUGUCUCAAAACGUUCAUGGCCGAACCAAACGUACCGAGAUCUUGAGGGCUCAACCUCUAAGCAUCGUUUCUCCGCGAGUUCAUCAUAACCGAAAUCCUUAUCCUUGGCACCGCGGGAAAAACAAACUAGACAAUCUUUUCCCUCGAUCCCACAAAGAUCCGGUUUAUCCCGGAUCCUUCAACAUCUCCCCUUCAUCGAAUCAUCGUGAUAUCCCGAAUAACGGCUGUCAAGAGUUUCAUCUACAAGCAAACCAAGGGAAAAGAAGCCGCGAAUAUAAAAAGGAUGGAGAUAUGGUCGAGUAUUUCUUCAAUUAUUCCGAGGAAGACGAAGACAAUGGCUACGACGGGCGGACUCAUAGCCUACCUUACGAGAAAUACGGGCCAUAUACAUGUCCCAAGUGCAACAACGUGUCCGACACUUCGCAGAAGUUUGCGGCACAUAUGGUUUCGGUUCAUUAUAAGAACGAGACGAGCGAGGAGAAAAGGAAGAGGCUCCGCGCGAGGUACAAGAAACGAUUUGGUAUGCUGCACCCGGAGAUGGUAGGCGUCAAACUCGACAUCUCCGAGCAUUUGGGGGCGCGAAAAGAAGUUGAGAAUAUCGAUUCAGAGGUCAAGGAAGAAGAAGGAACUGAAACGGAAGAUGGUGGGAGUAGCAAAGGAUCAAGCAAUGGUGAGGGUACGCUCUACAACGUUGUUGUGAAACAAGAGCUUAUGUAGUUGUUGUUUUUUUAUAUAUUUUUUAAAGUUUUUGUAAUUUAAAAUAAAUAUGGAUAUU